GCACUUCCUCUACAGCCGGAUGAAGUGCUACAGCUGCUGGAAGGUCAUCCCCCACUGCUUCUGGCCUUUUUGGAGGAUUUGGUAGAAAAGAAGGAGGUUCACAGUCUCAGAGAUACCCCAGUGCCACGAGCGAAAGGAGCUCGCACUGCCGGGAGCCAAAGGGAUGACGCCAACACGGACCAAGCUUUUAAGGAUGUUGGUUGGCUUUUAGAGAGAGAAGGUAAUGGAAUGCUGAAUGCAGAUGCUGCGAGCUUGCUGGAUGAUGGCUUCCAGCGACACACUGUGGUUUUGGUUGGGGUGACCGGUGAUGGAAAGAGCUCGACUGGAAACACAUUGUGUGGAACAUCCGCUUUCCAGGUGUCAGCAGGCUUCAAAUCCGAAACGCAGGAAUUGGCCCAUGCAGACUACCUCUGUGGAGCGUCCUUUUGGCGGGUGAUUGACACCAUUGGCCUGCAGGACACCAACUUGACGCAGAAAGAGGUUCUGGAUCGCUUUUCGACUUUCUCUGAAGCAGCUGCAGAAGGGAUCGACGUCUUCCUGUUUGUGGUGCGCUGGGGUCGCUUCAAACCGGAGCAUGAUGAAGCCUUGGCUGCUUUUGCUCUGAAUUGUGGCGAGUCGGCCUUGCGCCAUACAAUGCUGGUCUUUACUCAUUGCGAUCUUGAUGAAGAGACCCUUCAACGGCAAGUUCUGGACCCUUCUGCCCCACCUUCAUUGAGACAUUGGUUGGAGAGAAUUGGUGGAGGCUUUGUUGGAAUCGACAACACAGAUGGACCAGCAGCACGCCUGCACGUCCAAAGUGCUCUUACACGAUUGGUGGCUGGCCACGAGGGAGUGCGGUAUAGCAACGAAGCACUGGCAGAUGCGCGCGAGAAAUUGAAGGCCGCCGAGGAAGCUGAAAGCAAAGCCUUUGCAGCUGCCGUGGCCGAGUGGCGCCGUGGAAGCGGCCCAGUCUCUAUCGAACGUGAAGAAGGUGUGAUUACCCGACCUCCAAUCAACGUGGAAAGGUUCAUUGAAGAUGCAGAAGGUCUCAAUUCUGAGCUUUUGCCUCGUCUUGAAGCGCUUCAAUUGCACGAGGAACGAGUUGUGCUUUGCAGCCGCGAGAACAAACACUACGAAGCAUUGCAAAUUCUCAGUAUCGACCUGAACGAUCUGAGCCGUGCGGAAAUCUACUGUCGCCUGCUGAUGGCCAGGGAAGCACAGCGGAUCCAGGAGAAGUUCUCCGUCUUCUCCGCGGACCUACCGGGCUGGGCGCGUGGCGUGGUCUUCGGGUGCGCCACCGGUGCACCUUGGGGCUCGCAUGGGCCGCAUGGGGCGGGCUGCGCCAGGCCAAAGAAGUCCGGAGCGCCGGAGAAUCAGCAGGAGAGGCUUGACGCUCACAAGUGGGCCACGGAAAGACCCGAGGAGUAUAAGAAGGUCUCUGCAGAGUACCGUGAAGCGAUUCUGGCUUUGCUCAUGGGAUAUGCUGGACAUACUGAUUUGCCGCCAAAUGAGGUCCUUGGGAUCCUUCCCGCGAACUGGACUUUGGAGGGCGUUGCGGAUUACCUCAGCAAAUGCGCGCGCAUUUGCUUGCACCAGCAAAGAGCGAGCAUGCUCGAAGAGAAUUUGAGUUCCAUGGCGUACUUGAAGACCUUCAGUGCGUGGACAAAGGAACGCAUGAGGAAGGUGAACAUCACGGUGGACCGAUGCUGCCCAGUUUGCAACAAGCGCUUUGUUGACAAGGACAAUGUGGGAAAAGCAUUCGUGGCGUACCCGAACGAGACCUGUGUUCACUUCACGUGCAAGGAGCAUCCGUCGAUCUGUCCAAAGACUGGAAAGAACUUCUCGGAUAACCUCUCAGUCUAUUGCACUGGACUCAAUGUGCCAUUUUGGCGGGCAGGCUUCAAGAUGACUGUACAUACACUGUGGUACUCAAGCAAUAGAAAAUUCCCCAUUUAUAUAUAG
Cladocopium goreaui is the source of this 1941-nucleotide messenger RNA. NCBI's taxonomy places the organism in Eukaryota, Dinophyceae, Suessiales, Symbiodiniaceae. The record is from the annotation of a GenBank genome assembly.